This is a messenger RNA of Trypanosoma rangeli, 384 nucleotides long. RefSeq lists its product as uncharacterized. Lineage: Eukaryota; Euglenozoa; Kinetoplastea; Trypanosomatida; Trypanosomatidae. The transcript has a single exon. The record is from RefSeq and is a predicted model, not a curated record. The coding region runs from base 1 to 384 and encodes 127 amino acids.
AUGCUUGCCAAGAUACACUUUCUGCACCAAUCGCGUGAUGCCGUCCUCCUGCGUGAGGCACCUCAGAACGCCGAGGUGGUGCAGCGUGUGAGAAGUGUGCUACGAGAAAGGCAAACGAAGGACCUCAAAACGGGCGUGCUGCCCACCCACGGCGUCAGUCUGGAGGAGCGUCUUCGGGGGGGCGACAACGCCGGGGAUGAGGAGGAGGAGGAAAAUCGCCUGCUGCUCAUGGAGUACCAGCGCUCCCAUGCCGAGGCGGCGAAGCAGCUCCGUGAUCACCCCUUUGGCCGCCUCGUUCGUUACCUCAACAAAUGUAUGGAUCGCAUCGAACUUUUGAGGAAAACUAUUUGUGUGAAUGAGGGGGCGCGGCACGGCGGCAGAUGA